AUGUCGGGCGACGACGAGCAGCAGGAGCAAACUAUCGCCGAGGACCUGGUCGUGACCAAGUAUAAGAUGGGGGGCGACAUCGCCAACCGGGUACUUCGGACUUUGGUGGAAGCAUCCUGCUCAGGUGUGUCGGUGCUGAGCCUGUGUGAGAAAGGCGAUGCCAUGAUUAUGGAAGAAACAGGGAAAAUUUUCAAGAAAGAAAAAGAAAUGAAGAAAGGUAUUGCCUUUCCCACCAGUAUUUCAGUAAAUAACUGUGUAUGUCACUUCUCCCCUUUGAAGAGCGACCAGGACUAUAUUCUCAAGGAAGGUGACUUGGUAAAAAUUGACCUUGGGGUCCAUGUGGAUGGCUUCAUCGCUAAUGUGGCUCACACUUUUGUGGUUGGUGUAGCUCAGGGGACCCAAGUGACAGGGAGGAAGGCAGAUGUCAUUAAGGCAGCUCACCUCUGUGCAGAAGCUGCCCUUCGCCUGGUCAAACCUGGAAAUCAGAACACACAAGUGACCGAAGCCUGGAACAAAGUUGCCCAUUCAUUUAAUUGCACGCCAAUAGAAGGUAUGCUGUCACACCAGUUGAAGCAGCAUGUCAUCGAUGGAGAGAAGACGAUUAUCCAGAAUCCCACAGACCAGCAGAAGAAGGACCACGAGAAAGCUGAAUUUGAGGUCCAUGAAGUAUAUGCUGUGGAUGUUCUUGUCAGCUCAGGAGAGGGCAAGGCCAAGGAUGCAGGACAGAGAACCACCAUUUAUAAACGAGAUCCUUCUAAACAAUAUGGCCUGAAAAUGAAAACUUCACGUGCCUUCUUCAGCGAGGUGGAAAGGCGUUUUGAUGCCAUGCCGUUCACUUUAAGAGCGUUUGAAGAUGAGAAGAAGGCCCGGAUGGGCGUGGUGGAAUGCGCCAAACAUGAACUGCUGCAGCCAUUUAAUGUUCUCUAUGAGAAGGAGGGCGAAUUCGUUGCCCAGUUUAAAUUUACUGUUCUGCUCAUGCCCAAUGGCCCCAUGCGGAUAACCAGUGGUCCCUUUGAGCCUGACCUUUACAAGUCUGACAAGGAGGUCCAGGAUGCAGAGCUAAAGGCCCUCCUCCAGAGUUCUGCAAGUCGGAAAACCCAGAAAAAGAAAAAAAAGAAGGCCUCCAAGACUGCAGAGAAUGCCACCAGUGGGGAAACAUUAGAGAAUGAAGCUGGGGACUGA
Molecule: messenger RNA, 1182 nt
Organism: Pipistrellus nathusii (Nathusius's pipistrelle)
Lineage: Eukaryota; Metazoa; Chordata; Mammalia; Chiroptera; Vespertilionidae
Source: the annotation of a GenBank genome assembly